Molecule: messenger RNA, 5052 nt
Organism: Physella acuta
Lineage: Eukaryota; Metazoa; Mollusca; Gastropoda; Physidae
Product: potassium/sodium hyperpolarization-activated cyclic nucleotide-gated channel 1
Biological process (GO): monoatomic cation transmembrane transport
Cellular component (GO): intracellular cyclic nucleotide activated cation channel complex; plasma membrane
Molecular function (GO): protein-containing complex binding; intracellularly cGMP-activated cation channel activity; cGMP binding
Source: RefSeq, a predicted model, not a curated record
GUAAACUCUAGGUCAGUGGAUACAUUAAGGGACAGUGGAUAAACGAAUGGACAGUGGAUAAAAGAAGGGUCGGACAAUGGAUUAAAAGCCAGUGACAAGUGGUCAGUGGCUACACUAAUGGACAGUGCUGAAUUCGUUGCAAACAGAUGCACUGGAUAGACAAGAGAAGGAUAUUUGUUUGGAAUCAUUUUCUAACAGUUGCAGACUUGUGUGGAAUAAUGACACGUUUCUAACAGUUGCAGACUUGUGUGGGAAAAUGUUGGAGAUUCGGAAAGUUUAGGAUGUGAUACUUGAUUAAAAAUGUGUAUUCGUUUGAAUAUUCCAGUACAUUUUUGUUGCAAAUUUUCGAAUUGAAGGAAAUGAACGGUGUGAAGACAAGCUUACAGUUUUAUUGUCUUACUUCCUUCAAAGUUGGCUCAUUGUCUGUCGACCUAUUAGAUCUGGUCUGGCCAGUUUUAGAUCCCUGAGAACUCCUUCGUAAUUAACCGGCUUCUAAGUAUGACUGUUUUGAGCUUAUACUAAAGCUUCUUAAUAUUUUGGACUAGAUGAAGAUACUUUACAUUGUGAUUUUUCAAUUCCAAAUGGUACUGACUCUAGCUAGGUCCACUAGUUUGGUCAGCAGCAAGGCGAUUCUAAGAGGGUGCUAGGGGGGCGUCUGCCCCAUGGCUGUGUGGGCUCAAUGAUCUGGGACCGGUUACGUAAGUUAUGGCCGUCUUGGGCAGAUCGCAUCUCACACAAGAAGAAAUCAAGCACCAACUCAGGCUGUCGGUGGACGAGUCAGAAGGUCGGCUCCCUGCACAGCCAACUCAUUUUAAUCGCCAGUCGGCGCCCCUCAGACAACCUGCACCCUUCAGAGAACCCGCGCCCCUCAGACAACCUGCACCCUUCAGAGAACCCACGCCCCUCAGACAACCUGCACCCUUCAGAGAACCCGCGCCCCUCAGACAACCUGCACCCUUCAGAGAACCCGCGCCCCUCAGACAUGGACAGACAACGGUCUCACCGUAGAUCGUCUUUUCGCAUGAGAAUCAGCCGGCGCAUGCGCGCAGAGUUCACGCCAAUACCGCAACAUGAGAGCGACUCAGACGUCGGCCGAGAGCCGCACCAGGGUGAGGGGAGGAGGGGGGGCGCCGUGAAAAAAGAUGGCGUUAAAAAAAAGGAAGACUCUCAUAGCGGUCAUAAAGAUGGCGGCCAUGAUGCAGGAAGUGACGUGAGCAGAAAAAGCGAUGUGCUGGUUACAGAGAACUUCACUGACCUGAACGUGGAGCUGGACGAUGACCUGGGCAAAGGGUUCCGGCACAAACGUAGAAGUUUCGGCAGCGAGAGCGAGAAGAGGCGGGGCGAGAGGUUCCAGCGUCGGGAGAUCGAGAAGAGAGUCACGCUGGACGAGAGCGACGGGCUGGACUCCAGUAGUCAGGACUCGCACGUCUGCGACCUCAACUGUCCACUGGUCAAUCUCGGACAGUGCCCCAAUGCACAGGCCUCCAGGCUCAAGGCUCCAAGAAGGUCCAGUUUGACGUCAUCGUCGUCUUUGAAUAAAAAUGGCCCCCACGGGCGCCGCCUGCGCCCACUGGCAUCUCUAAGCAUUGAUGACGUGUCGUCAGGUGACCCUGUCGCAGGUCCACAGGUCAGGAGCCCGGGACUGCUCAGCACAGCCUCCAUGUGGAGCACAAGUGACCUUCACCUUGCGGGCUUGGCACAAGCUCAAACAGCGGAUGCAGCGUCACAUGGCGGCACCAACAGUCUGUCUAAUGUUAGCGGGAGCUUCAGUGAGCGCAUGCAUGAGCUCGUCCGCGCCUUUUCCAGCCGCACCCAGAGAGCUAAGGAGAAAAUCUCGCAGCCCCCCACCCCGUCUUCGGAGUCAGACCUAGACGCCAAGUCUGUAGUCUCUGGCGGCGAGCAGGCCCCGCGGAACAUCCGGCUCGGAUCCUUCCUGCCCAUGGGGUCGAGGACAAGCGACGCGUUCUCUGACGAGAAUCACGACCACUUUGUCGGCGUCUGGCACUGCAAGUUCAAGACUCCCAAGUUCCUAAAGCGGCUCCGAUUUCCUGCGACAAUCGAACCUCACAGUAAAACAUAUGUCACGUGGCUCUUUUUCGUGGCCUUGGCCUUCAUGUACAACGCCGUGGUGAUCCCCCUGCGUGGGGUCUUCCCCUACCAAACCGACGACAAUGUCCGCUACUGGCUCAUCGCUGACUACAUAUGUGAUUUCAUCUAUCUCAUCGACAUUUGUCUUUUCAAAGUUAGACUUCGUUUCGCUAAUGACGGGAUCGUUGAGACUAAUAGAGCAGCGAUCAGACAGCAUUACAUGAAGAAAUGGAUGUUUAAGUUUGACAUCAUGUCAUUGAUGCCACUUGAUCUGUUCUAUUUGAUCCAAGAUGUUGGUGUCAACUCCUGGCUCAGAUUGCCACGAAUGUUAAAGAUCCAAACCUACUGGGAGUUCUAUGAACGCUGUGACCAGGCUUCAAGGUCCUCCGCUCACGCAAUCAGGAUCGUGAAGACUAUGGCCUACAUGUUGUUUCUCAUUCACAUCGAGACGUGCGGCUACUACGCCAUGUCCGUUCACGAGGGCAUCGGAUCCAACGAGUGGGUUUAUAACGGCAAAGGCAUCGCGUAUAUUCGCUGUUUUUAUUUGGCUACGAAAACAGCCACGUCGAUUGGAAACAACCCGACUCCACAAAACAUUAAGGAAUAUCUCUUCAUGACCGUCUACUGGCUCUCUGGGGUCUUUGUUUUUGCUUUACUCAUCGGCCAGAUAGGUCAUUGGUCCAUCCAUCAGAUCCGAGAUAUCGUUGAGGCAGCAGGGAUGGUCAAGGACAACUACCGCAAGAAGAUGGACUCGUGCCUGUGGUACAUGCAGUCAAUCAACCUGCCACAGGAGAUGAAGGACAAGGUCAGGGAGUGGUUUCUCUACAACUGGAAUCAGCAAAAGACGAUCGAUGAGAGGUCACUUGUGGUUUCCCUGCCCAAGAAGCUCCAGACUGACCUGGCAAUAAACGUCCACUUCAACACACUCAGCAAGGUCCAGCUGUUCCAGGACUGUGAGAGAAAUCUUUUGUACGACCUCGUCCUCAAGCUCAAGCCCAUUCUCUACCUGCCUGGCGAUUACAUCUGUCAGAAGGGCGAGGUUGGGAAGGAGAUGUACAUCGUCACACAAGGGCAGGUGGAGGUGGUGGGCGGGGAGAACAACAGCACAGUCCUGGCCACACUACAUGAGGGCAGCGUCUUCGGGGAGAUCAGCUUGCUAGCGAUGUCUGGGCGCGGCAACAGACGGACGGCAGACGUCAGAUGUAAAGGCUACACCAAUGUCUUCACACUCUCUAAGCACGACUUCGAGAUGGCUAUGACCGAGUACCCAGACGCUCAAGCAGUGUUGAAGAAACGUGCCAAGAAGCUAUUAAAAGCCAACGCUAAAAUGGAAAAGAAACACAAGAAAGUUGAAGCCGAAGAAAUCAUCAAAACUUCCCCAGAAACUCCCAAAUUGCUACAGACGGUCAUUCAAGUAAUGGAUCCCGACUCGAAUCUCGUCAAACAUCUGACACCCAGCACACAGCCAAGCCAAAGAAAAAGACCACAUUCUCGGUCUCACAGUCAUCGUCUGAGCCCCAGCACCUCUAAUUUAAACCAUCUGACGCCACCGAGGUCUCUCAGCUAUCGUCUGGCCAACAGAGCGCCAACGGACGGGGUCAACAACCUGACGCAUGAUGGAUACGACACGGAUGAAGACAACGACGAUCCUUUGGUCUACGACAGCUCGGAUGAUGUUUCCUUGUCUGAAGUUCUUCAUGACGCCGGCGCCAUUAGCAGCUUUGAGGAUGACGAAAGCAACGCUGAGGAUCAACCCAGACAGGAUCUGCGCAGAAAAAAAUCGUCGGACUAUUUUUGGAGUGACACCGUCCAAGAGCAGUUGAACGAUACCGGAAGUUGUCAAUUAUUAGAAGGUCAACUAGUUCCCAGUGAAGUCAGCAAUGAUGCAGAUGUACCUGGAAAACCGAGAAAUGAUUCUUCCAGCUCUACAGCGAACAAGGAAAAUAGUGAAAGGGCUGCAGGUGGUGAUCUAUCAAGUGCCACAAGAUGUCUACUGAGUGAGAAUGCCACAGAGAAGAGCAUGCCGGGAGCAAAUGGUGUCAGCACACGAAUGGAGAAGUUGGCACCUCCGCCCCUCAUCUUGAGCUCUACACCUCUGCAGGAGAUUUCUCAAUGUGACGGGAGACAACGCAAACUUUCUGUCGUCUCCCUCCCCCCAGCCUCACCACGGGACAGCCCACAGUGGGUCACCACAAGCUUCAUUGGCCAUCGGUCAAAUGGCUCCAAUCCAAUCCCCCACUGCACAGUUGAAGCAGUGAAAUCCAUGCCACCCAUUGAAACCACAAGAAGCAUCUGGGGUAACUCUCUGACCAAUGGCCUAGAGGGGUGCUGUGGGGCUGGGCCACUGAUGGAGAUCCCUGCUGAAAAUAGGAUCACAUGUGCUGUGGAGGUACACAGACAAAAAACUUUUAAUAGCAGUACAUCAGAUGCUGUAACAAUCACAGAUAUCCAUGGUCACACAGAGACUAUGUUGUAAGACACCAUCAGAUCAUGUUAUAGCCCACACAUCAUUUUGUUUAUUGUCUGUUAUUGUUAGUUGUUUUUUUUUUUUGUUACUGUUGAGCACUAUCAGUUGGAUAGAUUUGAACCCAGUGAGAAACUAUUGUAGCAUAAAUCUUCUAUGUUGCACAAAAUAAUAAGUUACCACUACAACCACCUUUAAAAAAUUCUGUAUUGUUUUGUCUUUAAUAUUUAGAUAAGCGCUUAAUUUAAGGUACGUGAGUAACAUAUUUAAGUUUUAAAAAAUUCAGCUGAUUAAAUUAAGCAGACACGCCCAUAUUCAAAAACAACUUGUGCUAAUUUAAGAAAAAGCAGACAUACACACCAACUAAAAGUGUUGCUUUAAUUAGUCCAAACUGGCGAAAAAGUGCGUUUGGGGUCAUUUUUUGCGGUUUUCAAAAAAAAAUAAUUCACUACUUCUAGUUGUGAUAUAAGAAUAAAAAAUUAUAUGUAAAUAAAGUUAAA